AUGCUGCCUCGAAGGUUAAUCUUCUAUUGUCAUGCGAACGAGCAGUUGAAAUUAUUUUUGCAAACAUGUGCAUUCCAUGAAAGUGGCAAAAUAAAAACAGGGGGUCACGCCUACAGCUCCAUCGUAGGAAAAUACAACAAAAGUGAAAAGAAGAAAUUUGUUAUCUCGUCAUGUAAACAUUUGACGGAAUUUAAGAAUGGUCAUCAUGGAAAGCACAAAGUGGAGAAAGUAGCGAACCGAACAGGUCCGCAAAGUAGCAACAAUGUUUACCUAAACAAAAUAACGCACAAACAAAAUGAAAAAAAAAAAAAAUGCGAUAGAAACGAAAUGACAGAAAUCGUACAAGUCUCGAAAAUAAACAAUAGCUAUAUAAGAUAUAUUUUGCCCCAAAAGGGGUUGCAAUAUUUAUACACAUACCAGUAUGCUCUGAUUGAGCUACUAAACCGGAGCAAUAACGUCAUAAUAAGUUUGCUGUACUCUGACUGCAUGGUAUCGUACGUGGUUUAUUCAUUUUACAAAAUAAAUGCAGCUAAUGUGGAUGCGCAAGAGGGAGUAGCAACGUCCAAGAGGGAAGAGGACAACACUAUUUUGAUAGGAGAUCAGACAAAGAAGGGGCGAAAAAAAUAUAAUUUCGUAUGCCCAGACAAGUCUGUACUCAUGGUGGCCUCAUCACAGGCACAAACAUCUGCUCUGUACGAAAUGAUAAUAAAGUUAAAACCGCCACAUGUGUCCACCUACUUAAUAAAUAACGAAGAGAACAUUCAAACUGUUCGAAGUAAUUAUUUUCUGUACAAUAUAAUAAUUUUGAAUGCAGAAAACUUUCUCCCCCAAUAUGAUUUUUCCGUUCUACUAGACCUUGUGAAUUUUAUCAUAAUUGAUGAUUUGAGCGAGCUGUAUCAUUUAAAAAUGGACUGUACGGUCAAAAAUAUUUUAACAUUCUGUAAGGAAAAACAGGACAGAGGGGAUGCUUUGCAACUUCUGUUGGUAAAUAAAUCGCAUGAUCAGUGGGUUGUAAAUGAUUUGCUGCAGCAUGCUCACAGUGUGAAGUAUGAGCUUCUUGCGGAAGGGGAUGGGUGUCAGGUUCACGGGGUUGACGCACUUAGGACAUUUAAUCAGCGUACCUCUGGUCGUGCUUUGCCCGACAAUGAGCGGGGGAAAUAUCCAUCAGGGAAGAAAACACAUAGCCGUGGUAAAACCACCACGAAUGUUACUCCACGAUUGGGAGAAAUCUUCCACUACGUCAACCUACGCAAGUACAGAAAGAACAACUGCGACCAUUUUAGCAUUUGUGCCCCCAUGAGUGAAGACAAAAAAUUCUUAAUUCUUUUUUACCUUUUAAAAAAGAACAAAGGUAAAAGGAUCAUAAUUUAUUAUAAUAAGUGUGACGUGUACGCGUUUUAUGGAUUUGUCAAUGCGUAUAUCCCUUGCAUGUUCGUGUCGAGUUCGCACAAAGUCGACUACAAGAAUAGCAUAGUGAGGAGCUUCAACAAGACGAGGGAAUAUGUGCUAAUCACCGACGAUAUGAGCAUAAAAAAGGCUUACCCCGUGGAUGCGAAUGUUCAUAUACACUAUACCUUUCAACAGGAUGCUAAUUUGUACGUGGACGCGUUGUUCGAGGGGGUUCCAGGAGCGACACACGGUGAUGCGGGUAGCGAUGUUGCAGGUAGCCUCGUGGAUCGAAGUGGUCACUCCGCUAACAUUACCCCCCUUGCCGGUACGCAGUCUAUCCUGUUUUACAGCAAAAAGCAACGCAUGCUGUACGAAGAGAUCAACGCGAUUUUUAAUUUCAAGAGUUACCCUCUGCCAUCUGCCAAAGAGCUAAAGGAUAAUUUCCUCACUUUUCUGAUUGACGAAAUUAAGGAGGUCCUUAUUGAAGACAAUAAACACGUAGAAGAGGCCGAAAAAAUUCAUGAGAAAUAUGGGCACGCUUUCCUCUCCGCAGCGUUAUAUUAUAUACAAAAAAAAAAAUUGUUUAAGAAGAAUUUUAAGAAAAAGGAAUUUUCCAAUGUGACGUUCAUUGUAGAGAGGAACGCGCAGUUAAACACUAAGGGGAAAGUUAUAAUUUUUUUAAACGAAUUGUUGAAUUUAAAAAAAAGUGUUGGAGACAUCAAUUUUUUUGUGCAAAAUUAUGUGUACUGCAAGAGGGGAUAUAUUAUGACUGUUUCAGAGGACAUAUACAACGUUAUGCACAAGAAUAAAAGUACCGGCGCAAAUGCAGGCAGGUGGGCAGACAUGCACAUGUAUAUUUUGUACAAUAACUUUGAAAAUCGGCUCAGAGCUACGCAUCGCAGGAGGGGAGUAUACCAGUCGAAGAAGUCGCUCAGGAGACUCAAAAAACGAAUGAACAUGAAGAUGGAACGAGUCGAAAUGAAGAAACUGAAGAGCUGGAUGUCCUCCACAUUUAAGUUAAACAGGAGAAACGUAAAAAAGGAUGCUUCGCUAGGGGUAACAGAGGGUCAGGCGACUUGA
Molecule: messenger RNA, 2469 nt
Organism: Plasmodium knowlesi strain H
Lineage: Eukaryota; Apicomplexa; Aconoidasida; Haemosporida; Plasmodiidae
Product: conserved Plasmodium protein, unknown function
Exons: 2
Coding region: 1-2469 (822 amino acids)
Source: RefSeq, a predicted model, not a curated record